Messenger RNA from Mesorhabditis belari, 1959 nucleotides. The record is from the annotation of a GenBank genome assembly. NCBI's taxonomy places the organism in Eukaryota, Metazoa, Nematoda, Chromadorea, Rhabditida, Rhabditidae.
AUGCGUGGUCGUUUCAACGAGCGUCGCGAUGUGCGCGACAUGCGCUCGAAGAAUCGCUUCAUCCGACUCGGCGGUGCCCAUGAUCCCGAUAUUUUACCCACCCGUCUCGACGACGAUGAUCAAGAACCUUCAUUUCAAGUCCGCGUGAAUCGUCAAUCCGUGAACACGAUCAAUCGACAAUUGGGGGCUGGUGGCUCUGGAAUGCAAAGAAUGACUGGCGGAGGACAGAACAAGUUCACGACACAAAACAGAAAAGUCGAUCACCGCUCUCGUAUUCAACAGCAAGCGAUCGCGGCCGACGGUGGCGUACGCAAGGAUGUGGUUAUGGUCUUUCAAAUCAAGGUGAAACAUGGCGGCACUUAUGGUCUAAGUUGGAUUGUAAAGCAAUUGGGAUCACGGGUCGAAGAUUUCAAACCGAUCCUACCCGAGGUGGAUCAACAGAACAAUGCGUCGUUUUACGUGAAAGACGCGGAACAAGCCGAAUCAAUCAUGAUGUUGAGCAAUCGAAUACGACACAAAGAAACGAACACUGCGCUGAGGAUGUGGAAAAAUGAAGUAGUCGCCCCAUGGCGUCGUCUUUCCGCGGCCGACGUUGAAUUGCUGAACGCGGUGAUCGACUCGCGAUACAACGGGGAAGCACGAGCACUUGAUCUCGCUGAAUUCUCAGCUGAUAAACGACUCACCGGCUUUAUGUUCCGUCUGACAAGCAAUAACGUGAUGCUGCACGUGUUGGACCGAAUCGAUGAAUGCUAUGGACAUUUGACGGCAUUAAGCUUGAAGUCGAACAAAUUGGAUUCACUGGAUUGCACGUCGAUGCUAUUGUGGGCGACCAAAUUCGUCAAAGUCCUUGAUUUGUCAAGCAAUGAGAUUCGCAAAAUGGACCAAGUCGCCAAACUGAAGGGGCUACCCGUCGAGAUGGUUUUCUUAGAGGGAAAUCCUCUGUGCGACGAAUUCACCCGAAGCUCUGACUAUCUCAGCGCCGUGCACAAUAUUUUCCCGAGAGUCAACAUGCUAGAUGGAAACGCCGUGACGCCAAUACUGACUGGAGUGGACCCGCUGGAUGUCGGAAUUGAGCCAUUGUAUCGGCCUUCCUACUUUGGAGAUCAACCACAAGUCAAGGAGUUGAUCGAGGGAUUCUUGCUACGCUUUUAUGAGAUCUACGAUGGUGACAAUCCGUUGAUGGAUCGCAAGAAAUUAGCUGACGCCUAUCAUGAUGAAGAGUCGAUGUUCACUUUGACGCUUCAAAACUUCUCGAAUGCGAGUGGAAAGUCGUGGAAAUAUCACCCUGAGGAAUGCUUUCAUGCCUACAUUCGUCAGUCGCACAACUUGAAACAAUUGGACAAAUGGGAUACGAGACGAGCUGAGAGAGUGCAUGUGGGAGCCAUGUCAAUUGUUGUCGCUCUUGCCAAACUGCCAAAGACGUCACAUCUCAAAGACUCCUUCACACUUGACGUCUCGCUUGUUACGAGCACAUUGAUGGCCUUUUCGUUGUCGGGUCUCUUCGAGGAUGGACCGGGUGUUCGAUCGGGCGAUGUGCCGGAACUCAAAUACUUCAAUCGUCAAUUCGUCGUUGCUCCAAGAGAUGCGAGCUCCUUGGUGAUCAUCUCUGACAUGCUCUUCAUCUCGUCGCUUCACCCGCCACGUUUGGAGAAAUUCAAGAAGCUCCAGGAGAAAGCUGCCAAGAAUGCUUUGGCGCCAAGCACAUCCCAGACAAUGCCUAUCGUGUCAGCGGUCGUGGAUGUGAAUUUGACUCAACCGCCGCCACCAAUUGCGCAAAUGCCAAUUAAUGGAGAGCCGGAUAAUGAGACGAAGCUCGAGAUGAUCAAGCAAUUCUCGCAGCAAUCCGGAAUGAAGCCCGACUGGAGUGAGAAGUGUCUGCAGGACUCGAAUUGGAACUUUGAGCAGGCCGGCCAGAAUUUCCUCGUCGCCCGUGCAACCAUCCCGGCCGAUGCUUUCGUA